Molecule: messenger RNA, 1102 nt
Organism: Drosophila miranda
Lineage: Eukaryota; Metazoa; Arthropoda; Insecta; Diptera; Drosophilidae
Exons: 8
Coding region: 1-984 (327 amino acids)
Source: RefSeq, a predicted model, not a curated record
AUGCGGAUGCUCUUCGAGGACUAUCUGGAAAAAGAGUCCAAAUACACGGAGCUUCGCCUUAAGCUGUCAGCCAAUGGAGCCUAUAAAAACGGAAAUCAUUGGCAGUUUUCUGCUGGAGAUGGCGACAGUCAGAAGAUCAGUGCUCGCAAUGAUUGGUACGUGGAUAAGACGCAAAUGCGGAUGCUCUUCGAGGACUAUCUGGAAAAGAGUCCCAAAUACACGGAGCUUCGCCUUAAGCUGUCAGCCAAUGGAGCCUAUAAAUCUAGGAAAAUGACGAAGAGCAAGAAAAAGAAGGCCGCUUCUGACAAGAACAGUAAUAUAAAAGGGGAAGAGAUCGCUACCGCCUACAUAGUGACGCCGCCGGGCACGCCACCAAAAAACGGACUUAAGACCGCCAACAACUACGGCAAUGGCACGAGUGGAAGUUCCACUGUCCCCUGGGAACGGGAAAUCAUUGGGCAGUUUCUGCUGGAGAUGGGCGACAGUCAGAAGAUCAGUGCUCGCAAUGAUUGGUACGUGGAUAAGACGCAAAUGCGGAUGCUCUUCGAGGACUAUCUGGAAAAGAGUCCCAAAUACACGGAGCUUCGCCUUAAGCUGUCAGCCAAUGGAGCCUAUAAAUCUAGGAAAAUGACGAAGAGCAAGAAAAAGAAGGCCGCUUCUGACAAGAACAGUAAUAUAAAAGGGGAAGAGAUCGCUACCGCCUACAUAGUGACGCCGCCGGGCACGCCACCAAAAAACGGACUUAAGACCGCCAACAACUACGGCAAUGGCACGAGUGGAAGUUCCACUGUCCCCUGGGAACGGGAAAUCAUUGGGCAGUUUCUGCUGGAGAUGGGCGACAGUCAGAAGAUCAGUGCUCGCAAUGAUUGGUACGUGGAUAAGACGCAAAUGCGGAUGCUCUUCGAGGGCUAUCUGGAAAAGAGUCCCAAAUACACGGAGCUUCGCCUUAAGCUGUCAGCCAAUGGAGCCUAUAAAAUGCCAUAACUGUAGAUACGGGGACUGGAUCAGCUGAAGUCCAGCUUAGGAAGGCCCUACAGCUGCAAAAAAAACGUUUUUUCAAAAACAGUACCACCGCGAACAGCAGACUUUAAUUAGUAAAUUU